This is a messenger RNA of Amphiprion ocellaris (clown anemonefish), 7775 nucleotides long. It is a transcript of the gene slit3, whose product is annotated as slit homolog 3 (Drosophila). The coding region runs from base 565 to 5181 and encodes 1538 amino acids. The record is from RefSeq and is a predicted model, not a curated record. Gene Ontology annotation, molecular function: Roundabout binding; calcium ion binding; heparin binding. Gene Ontology annotation, biological process: negative chemotaxis; axon guidance. Lineage: Eukaryota; Metazoa; Chordata; Actinopteri; Pomacentridae. The transcript is spliced from 38 exons.
UCUCUCAACCUCCAGGCGUGCCAGUCUGAGUUGCGCCUCUUCUCGCUCAACUUUUUUUUUUUUUCAUUCUGGUUACAACUCCUCUGCAGCUCUCACUUUUUUAUUCCCUGGCAGCGGAGGGAUGUUCCCUGGAAGGAGAUUACACCCCAGCUGAACAUUCUCACCUUGGAAAGUUUAGGGCUGAUAACUUCUCGGAGACUUUGUGAAUGGGGAGCGUUUGGGGAGACUUUUACGCAUCGAGCUGUGACGCACGGUUAGGUGUUUAAAACUUUUUUCCCCUCUGUUGUGUCACAUCUACAUCCUCAUUUUCUUCUUUUUCUUCAAUGGAAACAGAGUGUUUUGAGGAGACUCUUACUGAUCGAAUCUCUAGAGAGAAAGUUUGGUGAACUUGUGCAAAACCGAACUUAAUUAGAUUUUUUUUUUUUUUAAUUCUACCGCACAGUCCAACAGCCCGUCUUGACGUUUUUUUGUUUUUUUUUUGCAGGAUCCUCACUUCCACAGCGUCUACUUUCCUGCCGCGGAUUUUCAAUUAAACUUCUGUUGGAAGUAAUUUCAGUGGAUAUCAUGCCUCUGACAGGGCCGGAGAAGCGCGCCGCGCUCUGCCGGUUUUGGGCUCUGGUUUUCGCGUUGCUGGUGUGCGCUGCGUCGGUGGAUGGAUGCCCACACAAGUGUAGCUGCUCCGGGUCGCAUGUGGACUGCCAGGGUUUGGGUUUGAAGACUGUACCAAAAGGAAUACCGAGGAAUGCCGAGCGCCUGGAUUUGAACAGAAACAACAUCACCAGAAUCACUAAAGUGGACUUUUCUGGCAUCAAGAACCUCAGGAUUCUUCAUCUGGAGGACAACCAAAUCAGUGUUAUCGAGAGAGGAGCCUUCCAGGACCUCAGACUGCUGGAGAGACUUCGCCUGAACAGAAACAAACUCCAGUUUCUCCCAGAGCUUCUCUUCCAGUCCAACCCCAAACUAGGACGACUAGACCUCAGUGAGAACCAGAUCCAGGCGGUUCCGAGGAAAGCUUUCAGAGGAAUCACCAGCGUCAAGAACCUGCAACUGGACAGCAACCACAUCAGCUGCAUCGAAGAUGGAGCUUUCCGAGCGCUGCGCGAUCUGGAGAUUCUCACCCUCAACAACAACAACAUCACCCUCAUCCCCCUGUCCAGCUUCAACCACAUGCCCAAGCUGCGGACACUCCGUCUGCACUCCAACAACCUCCACUGUGACUGUCACCUGUCCUGGCUCUCUGAUUGGCUCAGAGCCCGGCGGGGUUUGGCUCCCUUCACCCAGUGCAUGGCCCCCGCCCACAUGAGGGGCCUCAACGUCCCGGAUGUGCAGAAGAAGGAUUUUAUCUGUAAUGGUCCAGCACAGACAGAAUCGAGGACUUGUGUUCCUCAGGUGGCCGUGUGUCCACCCAGCUGCAGCUGCAACAACAACAUAGUGGACUGUCGUCGUAAAGGCUUAACUGAAAUCCCAGGAAACCUCCCUGAAGGCAUUGUGGAGAUCCGUUUGGAGCAGAACUUGAUUAAAAGUGUCCCAGCAGGAGCCUUUUCUGCCUACAAGAAGCUCAAGAGGAUUGACUUGAGUAAGAACCAGAUUUCUGACGUUGCUGCCGAUGCUUUCAGCGGUCUUCGCUCACUCACCUCAUUGGUGCUGUAUGGCAAUAAGAUCACUGAACUGCCCAAGGGGUUGUUUGAUGGACUGGUUUCCCUGCAGCUGCUAUUGCUGAAUGCCAACAAAAUUAACUGUUUGAGAGUCAACACCUUCCAGGACCUGCAGAACCUCAACCUGCUGUCGCUGUACGACAACAAGCUGCAGACGAUCAGUAAAGGACUGUUCGCACCUCUGCGCUCCAUCAAGACUCUUCACCUGGCCCAGAAUCCCUUUAUGUGUGACUGUCACCUGAAGUGGCUGGCAGACUACUUGUUUGACAACCCAAUAGAGACCAGUGGAGCACGCUGCAGUCAUCCCAGGAGGCUGGCUAACAAGCGAAUCAGCCAGGUCAAAGGCAAGAAGUUCAGGUGCACAGGUCAGGAGGACUAUCGCAGCCGUCUGAGUGGGGAGUGUUUCCAGGAUCUGGUGUGUCCAGAGAAAUGUCGCUGUGAAGGGACGGUGGUCGACUGCUCCAAUCUAAAACUGACCCGACUGCCUCCACACAUCCCUGAGCACACCACCGACCUGCGGCUAAACGACAACGAGAUUGCCAUCCUGGAGGCUACAGGGACUUUUAAGAAGCUCCCCAACUUGAGGAAGAUUAACCUGAGCAACAACAAGCUGAGGGACAUCCGUGAAGGUGCGUUUGAUGGAGCGGUUGGAGUUUUGGAGCUGCUGCUGACGGGGAAUAAGCUGACUGGGCUGCAGGGACGCAUGUUCAGAGGCCUCGGUGGCCUGAAAACUCUCAUGCUGCGGAGCAACCAGAUCAGCUGCAUUGACAACAGCACAUUUACGGGUCUGAGCUCGGUGCGUCUGCUGUCGCUGUACGACAACAGGAUCUCCAGUAUCGCCCCAGGAGCCUUCUCCACCCUGCACUCCCUGUCCACCAUUAACCUUCUGUCCAACCCGUAUGUGUGUGAUUGUCACUUGGCCUGGCUCGGUCAGUGGCUGAAGAAGACCAGGGUGGUCAGUGGGAACCCCCGCUGUCAGAAACCAGCCUUCCUCAAGGAGAUUCCCAUCCAGGAUGUGGCGACCCCAGACUUCACUUGUGAUGGUGCUGAGGAUAAUGGUUGUCUUCCUGCGUCUGGCUGUCCUGACGUCUGCACGUGCUCAGACGGCGUGGUGCGAUGCAGCAACAGAGGGCUGCACUCGCUGCCCAAGGGCAUUCCCAAGGACACCACCGAGCUUUACCUGGAGGGUAAUAUGCUGACAUCUGUGCCCAAGGAGCUGGCAGCCCUGAAGCAGCUGUCGCUGGUGGACCUGAGCAACAACAGCAUCAGCACAUUGGCUCCGUACACCUUCAGCAACAUGACUCAACUGGCUACACUCAUCCUGAGUUAUAACCAGAUUCGCUGCAUCCCCGUCCAUGCCUUCGACGGGCUCAAGUCACUUCGCCUGCUGACUCUCCAUGGAAACGACCUUUCAACUAUCCCAGAAGGAGCUUUCAACCACCUGACCUCUCUCUCCCACCUGGCUCUUGGUGCAAACCCCCUGUACUGCAACUGUGACCUCCGCUGGCUUUCUCAGUGGGUCAAGGCCGGCUUUAAAGAGCCUGGCAUUGCCCGUUGUACUGGACCUCCUGACAUGGCUGACAGACUACUGCUCACCACACCACUCAACAGAUUUCAGUGUAAAGGUCCAGUGGAUAUCACCCUGAUGUCCAAGUGCACCCCCUGCCUGGCAGCACCCUGCCAAAACAAUGGCACCUGUGUGUCUGAUGCUGUUGGAUCUUACCGCUGCACCUGUCCAUAUGGAUUCAAGGGUCAAGACUGUGAAAUACCCAUCAAUGCCUGUAUUAGCUUUCCUUGUUCUAAUGGAGGAACCUGCCACAUCCAGCCUGGACAUGAAGACCACUUCAGCUGUGUGUGUCCGCCAGGGUUCGAGGGCCAGCGUUGUGAGAUAAACCCCGAUGACUGUGAAGACAAUGACUGUGAGAACAACUCCACCUGCAUCGAUGGAGUCAACAACUACACCUGCAUCUGCCCACCCAACUACACAGGUGACCUGUGUGAGGAGGUGGUCGACCCUUGUCUCACUGGUUUUGAUCCCUGUCAGCACGAUUCAAAGUGCAUCCAUGUUGGCCGCAGUUACAGGUGCGAGUGUUUACCAGGCUAUGUGGGCCAACACUGUGAGCAGGACUAUAAUGACUGUCUGGAGAACAAGUGUCAACACGGAGCGGAGUGUGUGGACGCUGUCAAUGGCUAUACCUGCGUCUGUAAAGAGGGUUUCAGCGGGCUGUUUUGUGAGAACCCUCCGCCAAUGAUCUUGCUGCAGACGAGCCCCUGCGACCAAUCGGACUGCCAGAACGGCGCCCAGUGCCUGGUGGUUGCUGGGGAGCCCAUCUGCCGCUGCAUGCCCGGUUUCUAUGGCAACAAAUGUGACAAGAUGGCCACUGUUCACUUCCUGGGUCGCGACGGGUACGUGGAGCUGCCAGGCGCGAAGCUCCGUCCGACCGCUCAUAUUUCAUUACAGGUGGCUACAGAUAAAGACAAUGGUAUUUUGUUGUACAAGGAGGACCACGACCCGCUGGCGCUAGAGCUUUAUCAGGGACACAUAAGGCUCAUUUACGACAUCGCCAACUACCCACCAACCACUGUGUACAGUGUCGAGUCAGUGAAUGACGGGCUUUUCCACACAGUUGAGCUGUUGAUUCAGAACCGCUCACUGAGCCUGGUGGUGGAUAACGGCGCCCCCAAGAGCUUGGGCAAGCUAGCACGCCAGCCGUCUGUCGACCACAACACCCAACUUUACAUUGGAGGUGUACCAUCCCAGGUGGUGGCCUCAGGUCUACGUCCGGGUCCUGAACGCUCCCCUCAGGCUUUUAAUGGCUGCAUUCACAAUGUCCGGAUCAACGGCGAACCUCAAGACCUGAGUUACAGAUCCGCUGGAGGACGACCGCAAGCGGUCGGGAGCAAGCAGGGUGAUGGUAUUCUUGCCGGGUGUCAUUCCUGCAGUGUGUGUGCACAGGGUGCCUGCAGAGAGGGUGGGGAGACAGGGGUAACAUGUGAUUGUCCUCCAGGACGCAGCGGAGCCCUGUGUGACGAGAUGACGGCCACUAACCAGUGUCAGAACAGCAGAUGUGUCCAUGGCAUCUGUGUGCCAAAGGGUCAGUCUUACAGUUGCCAGUGUAAUGAAGGCUAUCAGGGUCAGUACUGUGACCGACGGCAGGAGCCUCCAGCCUGCAGGGGGCAUCGCUGUGGACGUGGGGAGUGUCGAGUAUCAGAGGAAGGAGAGCCGGUCUGCCACUGUCAGCCAAGAUACACCGGACCCACCUGCGACACAGAGCUCACGUGCCAAGGAGAAAUGGUGAGAGAGCAGCUGAAGCGCCACCAAGCCAUGAGAACAUGCACAUCCACCAGCAAGAUCCCCCGCAUGGAUUGUCCCAGAUCCUGCCAGGCUUCAGCGCCCCCUGGUGUCUGCUGCGGCAUCACCAAGAGCAGACGGAGAAAGGUGGUUUUCCGUUGCACCGACGGCACCUCGUACUCAGAGGAGAUGGAAACGGCUCUGGAAUGUGGCUGCUCCAAAUGCCCAUUGUAACAGUACAGCAGUUUGUCUGUUUGUUUGGGUUUUUUUGCAACACCCACCGCUGCCAUUGUGUGAAUUCUACACGUCAACGAGGCUGUCGCUCCGAGAUUUUCCCACGUUGAUGACCACCAGCAAUACGUGAUUUUCUUUACAUUUCCACAUCUUGUUUGACCGCUGCCAAUUUGCUGCCAGAGAGAAACCACAAACAAAAAUAAAAAUGGGACAUGUGUGCGUGUUUUUUUUGACAGAGAGAAAAUAUAUUGUAAGAUAUAAGUGAGAAAAAACAUAGAACUUAUUUUUAUUAUGGAUUUUGUUUUCUAAAAGAUGAUAAAAGGACUGAUGAAUUGUUUUUUUAAUAUGUUGAUUAUAUAAUGUGUUACAUAGUAUAAGAAAAGUUAUUUUGUACCUUGUAAGAAGAAAAAGUACACAGCAAAAUAGAUUAACAUUCCUUAUAAGUAUAUGAAUUUAUAUGUAUGUAUAAAUCUAUAUAAAUAUUUACCCUAACCCAAUGAAUUUUAUAUCUUCUAAGUGUAUUUGCAUGAUGUUAAUGUGAGUGUCGAUGUGUGGAAGGCUUUGGACACUGAGAAAGAGGAGCGCCGUUGAUUCCACACCGAGGAAAAGGUGGCAGUCUUUUGUUGCCCUCUCUCUCGGAGGCUAAAAGGGAACUGUAUGUGCCUAGCUAACCUGCUUCACUAUAUAAUGGACAUCAUCCUCACAUGUGAGUUCACAUAAAAGACUCUUUCCACAGAGCUGCUUUAACAGUUUGUUAAUAUUGUGAUAUUCUUUAGUUUGCUGUUGCUCGCCAGACUUGGAGCCACGUGAAGUUUGACAUGAAAAUCUGAAAGACAUCCGCUACUCAUCAGGAGUUUAUCACAAAUCAGGAUCUCCCAUUCAAAUAAACAACAGUGAAAGUCAUACUGUAAAUUCAGCUGUUAGCUGCUGAGAGUAAAACACACUUAGGCAAACCCUGAUGAGUCAUGAGGGCUCGUAACCAUAUCAUAGACCCAAGAGAAACUAACAUCUUUAAUCGCACUGCCCAUUCACAUAACUAUGAAGUUGUAUCCUUUGUAGAGUAACUUGCUCAGUGUAGUUGGUUAUGAUCAGAGGUGUGUUCUGGUUCAACUCUAGCCAGCAGUGAUGUGGUGUACUGACACACCCUGCAGUACACUCGAACAUCACUGGAGCACGUUGAGGUGUUAAACUACUGGAGUUAAACAGCAAAUACAACAUUUUCAACUAUUUAAGUUGCUCUUUCAGUGGCUGCUCAACAAGAUGACUUUCUGACUGUGCAAGAAUACAGUCACCACACCGACGUCGUCUGCAUUUGCCUUAAUGGAUAAGUUGAAUUAUACGAGUUCAAGCUCGUUUGUGUGCUUUUUUAGAUAUUCAAAAGUGAUGCUGCAAUAUAAUAAUAAUUUCAACAGCUGCUACUGACUGAUUGAUCAUUUUGGAUGGAUAUAGUUAUUGUUGUGUCACAUGUGACAAGUGACACCUUACUCCUUGAAAACACAAUCCAGAUUCUGUGGUGGCCUUCUUUAGCGCCUAAAGGAAAUGAUGCUCAACUAAAACUCUCCUGCUCCUGAUCAGAUUCUGUUUCAGUGCCCUAUGAACCACAGCAUUGAUGCAUCCUAUGUGCUUAUACGGUUUUAUUUUUUAAUGUAGCUCCGAUAUUUCUGGUUGAUGUGCAUUAAGGUGCACGUGAAAGAAAUCCACGAGAGAUCAAAAUUGUUUAAAGGUGAACUUUUUAAUGUUGAAAAUGUAUUGACAGUGUGGGGAGGAGGUUAAAAAGUGCCUUUCAGUUGUUGACCAAAAGACAAAGUGCUCCAGUCUGAUCACAGCAAACCUUCACAGUAAUGAUUCAGGUGCCUGCUGCAUUAAAAUAUCUUCUGUAACUGUGUCACGUGAAAGAAUCUGUUUUCAAGCAAGAAACUACAACACAGCUGAAGAAAACUUCAACACCAGUGCGGUUUUUAACUGCCCAUAGUUGACUAACACUAUUAAAAGUAUAGCAAAAGAAUAUGAUGUAACUACUACUGUACUGUUUACUUUAUACAUUGUUGCUUUGUUUACAACAGAUUCAAAGUAUCGCCACUCGUUUGCAGUUAAUUUACAGCUACAUAAUCUAGGGUUGCAACAUAUUAGUGUUAUUCUUGUCUGUUAAUAUUACAUUUCUGUUUCUUCUUCCUGAUCCUUCCCCCUGCUCCUUUUCUAUACAAUUUCUGCCUCCUAUUCCCGCUUCACUCCUGGUUUUCCUCAUGUCAUUCCCAUAAUGUCUCCACAGUUCCUUCCAGCUGCUCAUUUCCUUCAGCCCUCUUUUGUUUAGUUUUUUUUCUAAUUCUUUGCUUCUUCCCAUUAUCACAGCAGUUCAAACCUUUCCCUGCUACCCCCUUAUCUUUGCCUUUUCGCACCCUCAAAUCCUCGCCCUAAAGUCUUCAUUGUGAACAGAAUAAAACACCUCAGUUAUUAGUUAUUGACAAUAAAAAUAACUGUAAAGUCAGUCACUUCCAUUGUAUAGGUCCUAGGUUUAAAAACAUGAUUAUGUGAGUGAUGAUAAUUGAUACUUAUGUUGAAUGUUAAAAUUAAACUACCAUUGAAACUGUAUAAAA